AUGGCGGCGCGGCCGUGGCCGCCGCUGCUGCUGCCGCCGCUGCUGCUGCUGCUGCUGGCGGGGCCGGAGCGGGGCCCGGGCGGCUCCUCCGGGCGGCUCCGCCUGGGGCUGGGGCCCGGCCCGGCCCUCGGGUAUUUCCCCGAGGAGCGCUGGAACCCGGAGUCGCCGCUGCGGCCGCCGCGCGUGGCCGUGGCGCUGCUGGCGCGGAACGCGGCCCACGCGCUGCCGCUGGUGCUGGGGGGGCUCGAGAGGCUGCGGCACCCCAAGGACAGGAUGGCGCUGUGGGUGGCCGCUGACCACAGCGUGGACACCUUGGGCGUGUGUGACCUGGCUGUGACACCCCCGUGUGACCCUGUGGAUGACCCCGUGGGACCUCGUGUGUGA
Molecule: messenger RNA, 384 nt
Organism: Camarhynchus parvulus
Lineage: Eukaryota; Metazoa; Chordata; Aves; Passeriformes; Thraupidae
Product: procollagen galactosyltransferase 1-like
Exons: 3
Coding region: 1-384 (127 amino acids)
Source: RefSeq, a predicted model, not a curated record